Messenger RNA from Nicotiana tabacum (common tobacco), 1215 nucleotides. RefSeq names its product F-box protein At5g07610-like. The record is from RefSeq and is a predicted model, not a curated record. NCBI's taxonomy places the organism in Eukaryota, Viridiplantae, Streptophyta, Magnoliopsida, Solanales, Solanaceae. Gene Ontology annotation, molecular function: protein binding.
AUGUGGAGAACAUACGUAAACGGAAUCUCCGGUGAUGCGCCGGCAGAAUUUCAGACAUCCGUCACCGGAAACACCGAUCUCUUGACGGAAAUUCUCCUCCGGCUACCCCCAAAAUCACUUCUUCGGUUCCAAACCGUCUGUAAAGAUUGGUUUUCUAUCAUUUCAAGCCAAAGAUUCCGGCUACUUCACUGCCGGAGAAAACACAGUUCCGGCAAAGUUGACGGACUGUUUUUCUGCUGGUGGGUCUACGGUAAUAACCAUGUAGACUUCAUCCCUAUCAAUGGCAUGCCAAAAAAGCAAAUGGGUAUGAUUCCUUUAGCAUUCAAGAAUAUUGUCAAGUGUACAUCUUCAAAGAUUGAAUCUUUACAUUCUUGUAAUGGAUUGUUCUGUAUUAAUUUCAAUUUGGGUGUUGAAAAUCAAGUAUACUAUGUUUAUAAUCCCAAUACAAAUCAGCAUAGAUCGAUUCAACUUCCAGCUGGUACAGAGCUUCGUCAAGUUAUUGUAAUGAAUUUGGCUUUUGAUCCAAUGGUGUCUGAUAGUUAUAGACUUGUAUGUGUCAUUAAAUCAAAUGGGGUUUAUGAAUUUUCUGUAUACUCAUCAGAAACUGGGAUUUGGAAAGAUUCUAAGGAGAUAUUGGAUAUAAAGCAGGAAUAUUUUUUAGCUCAGGGUGUUUUCUUGAAUGGCUGUAUGCAUUGGGUUAGUGAAAAUGGAUCAUUUUUAAGGUUCGAAUUGGAUUCAUUGUGCUUUAAAAUGAUGCCUAGCACUGUGAUUCCAAAUGGCAUGUUAAAAAGGAAUAUAAGGUAUUUUGGGCAGUCAAGUGGACAUUUGCAUCUUAUUGAGGUACAGGGGUUUAGUACAAUGAGUUUUGAAGUUCUUGAAUUGGAGAGUGAUUACUCUAAGUGGUUUGUGAAAUAUCGGGUUGAUCUUAGUUCUCUUCGUACUAUGUAUCCCCAAAUGUUGAGUGAAGAAUUUGAUUUAGUAGAUGUGAAUCGUCGCACUUGUAAUGUAGUAUGUGUUGUUGUGGAUGACAAGGAACAGACAACAAGAUUCUUGGUAAGUACACCAGAUGUUAUCAUUGAAUAUGAUUCUCGUUGUAUGAUUAUUAAGGAGGUUGCGAUUGUAGAGAAAGGAAAGAUCCCUGUUAUGUGGGAAGAUGUUUCGGUGUUUGAAUGGUAUGAUGCCCACCGAUAUGUCGAGACUAUGGCGUGCGUAUGA